This is a messenger RNA of Opisthocomus hoazin, 3729 nucleotides long. NCBI's taxonomy places the organism in Eukaryota, Metazoa, Chordata, Aves, Opisthocomiformes, Opisthocomidae. The record is from RefSeq and is a predicted model, not a curated record.
AUGAAGGGUACUCAAAGAAAACCCAAAAGUCUUCCCCCCCUCGAACCAGAAGUUCUUUCUGUAUUUGUGCCUCCAUUUAUCAGCAGAGAUGAUACUCAGGUGAUGAAUGCUGGUAAUAACUUGAAUAAAAGUAAACGCCGGUCUUUCCGAAAGAAAAAAGAACGACCAAAGAUUGAAAAUGUCAAGACUCUCAAUGGGGAGCAGAAAGCACCUGACACAGAAGAUAUUGCAGUUCCGAAGGACAUUGAUCUUAUUGGCUUGCCACAGCUGUGCUUCCCAGGAGGACUUUGUGUAACUUCUGAAUCAAAAGAGGACCACAUUCAUUUCCUGGUCUUCACAGACGUCUGCGGUAACAGAACAUACGGUGUUGUUGCACAGUACUACCAACCAAUGCAAGAUGGCUGUAUUUCCUCAAAUGGGCAGGUCCAUUGGGAAUCUGCGCAGACUGGGAAGAUGCCUGUCUGUUUUGUACCGUUUGCUGUUUGUGUUAUAUCCAGAUACCCAUAUUUUAACGCCCUCAAGGACUGUCUGUCUUGCUUACUAGUGCAACUACGACAUUUCAAGGAUUUAGAUGCUGAGGAGCACAUAAAAGAAUUUGCAGCAAAGUUAUUUUUAAUACCCAGCCCGCCACCAGGACCACUCCACUUGGUAUUUAAUAUGAAACCACUUCAAAUAAUAAUUCCUUCACAAGAAGAUCCAGACAGUCCAAUUAUUGACUUGGAUCUUCAUCUUCCAUUGCUGUGUUUCAAGCCAGAGCAGGUGCUGCAGAUUAUGACCUGUAUUUUGACUGAGCAGAGAAUAGUGUUCUUCUCUUCUGACUGGGCUCUGCUGACACUCGUUGCUGAAUGCUUCAUGUUGUACCUUCAUCCUCUUCAGUGGCAGCACACGUUUGUGCCUAUUCUGUCUCGUCACAUGCUGGAUUUUGUAAUGGCCCCAACAUCUUUUCUUAUGGGAUGUCAUGUUGAUCAUUUUGAAGAAGUAAGCAUGGAAACUGAAGACUUAAUUCUAAUUAAUAUUGAUAAUGGAGAUAUUACACAUUCAAAAAUGGCUGAAGAGGAACCUGAAAUUCCAGAUGUUCCAGCAGAAGCAGCAGAAACUUUCAUAAAAAGAGUGGAGAGCCUUCAGCUGCAUUAUGAUCUAGAGCUCUGCCAUCUCCGAGCCAGCACAGAUCUCAGUGAACUCCAAAUGCGUAGAAGGGCUUGGCAACAGAAACUGAAUACAGAAGUUCAGCAAACGACUUUGCAGUUGAUUGUUAAUAUCUUCAGGGAAGUAAAAGACCAUCUAAAUUAUGAACAUAGAGUAUUCAACAGUGAAGAAUUUCUGAAAACAAGGGCAAUCGGAGACCAGCCAUUUUACAAAAAGGUUUUAGAGACCUACAUGUUUCACUCUUUUCUUAAAGCUCGUCUGAACAGAAAGAUGGAUGCUUUCGCUCGACUGGAGUUGAGUACCCAGUCUGAAGAGGACAGAUUAAACUUGAUGUUUACCCCAAGAAGACUGACUAUGGAGAAAAUGGCUUCUAAAAGAUUUAAUCCACAGUACCUGGUCACUAGGCGUAUGGUAAUCAGUAUGCCUAAUCUGCAAGAUAUCAAGCUGCCAGAGGGCCCUGCUAGAAAUUCCUCACUCCGAAGAAUAGAAACAGGUGUUGCUGUGAAAAUGCCUUACAAAUCAGUCAGUACCUUCAAAAUCCCAGAAAUUCACUUUCCUCUGAUGUUCCAGUGUGUUCACUCCUACUAUACAGACUUCUUCAACCAUCUCAGCAAAGCUAUAAAUACCUUACCACCUGAUAACUCAGCGUUGCUGGCAAGGUACUUCUACCUCCGGGGACUUAUUAGCUUGAUGCAAGGGAAACUACUCAAUGCACUUUCUGACUUUCAGAACCUAGAUAAAACAGACUUAAGAAUUUUCCCAACUGAUCUUGUAAGAAAAAUAGUGGAAACUAUGUCUCCUUCUGAGCGUUCUCAAGCAGACCGCAAACCUGAGCUGAAGAAGCUGAUAAGCCGAGUGAUGGAAAAACAAAGAGAAGUUAUGAAAAUAGAUGACCACGUAAAACAUUUUGAAUUGCCAAAAACACACAUGCAACUGGAUGAUUUUGUGAAGCGAAUCCAGGAAUCUGGGAUUGUGAAAGACAUAGACACUAUACAUCGGUUAUUUGAUGCCCUGACAGUAGGACAUCAGAAACAAAUUGAUCCUGAAACAUUCAGAGAUUUCUACAACUACUGGAAAGAAACUGAAGCAGAAGCUCAAGAGGUGAAUCUGCCACCAACAGUUAUAGAGCAUCUAGAUAAAAAUGAAUGUGUCUACAAGUUAUCCUGCUCAGUUAAAACUAACUAUGGUGUAGGAAAAAUAGCUCUGACCCAAAAGCGCUUGUUCCUUUUGACUGAAGGAGGAUGUCCUGGCUAUGUCCAGAUUGCUGCUUUCAGGGAUAUAGAGGAUGUGAAGAGCACGACUGUAGCUUUCCUUCUUUUGAGAAUACCUACUCUGAGGAUUAAAACAUUAUCUAAAAAAGAAGUCUUCGAAGCUAACCUUAAAACUGAGUGUGAUCUCUGGUACCUGAUAGUGAAAGAAAUGUGGGCUGGAAAGAAAAUGGCGGAUGAUCACAAGGAUCCUCAGUAUAUUCAGCAAGCGCUGACAAACGUUCUCCUGAUGGAUGCUGUGGUUGGUGCCCUGCAGUCCUCCAAAACCAUAUAUGCAGCCUCUAAACUGUCUUAUUUUGACAAGAUGAAAAAUGAAGUGCCUAUGAUGGUCCCCAAAACAACUUCAGAGACAUUAAAGCACAAAAUCAACCCCUCAGCUGGUGAGACUUUUCCACAGGCAAUAGAUGUCUUGCUUUAUACACCAGGGCAUCUUGACCCUUCAGAAAGACUUGGCAAUGCUCAUCCGAAACUAUGGUGUGCUUUAAAUGAGGGGAAAGUGGUGGUCUUUGAUGCAUCUACCUGGUCUAUUCAACAACACUGUUUCAAAAUGGGCCGCUCUAAACUGACUUGUAUGAUCAUGGUAGAACAGAGUCAAGUGUGGAUCGGUUCUCAAGACUCCAUUAUUUAUAUAAUCAACACCCACAGUAUGUCCUGUAAUAAGCAACUAAAUGAUCAUCGUUCUGAUGUUACAGACAUCAUUGUGGAGAAGAAGAAUGGAAUACCCAGUGAAGCGUACUCAAGCAGUUUAGAUGGAACAGUGAUCGCUUGGAACAUCAGCUCUCUGAAAGUUAACCGUGUCUUUCAGCUGCCCUGCCAAAAUCUCACUUCUAUCAAGCUUCAUAAUGAUCAACUGUGGUGCUGUACUGGAAGUUGCAUACUUGUAGUGUCAACCCAUGAAUUUCGACUACAAAUGAAAAUUGAGCAUCACCUGAAGGAUGUGUGUUCCUAUUUUCUCUGCUUCCAGCUGUUUCCUGAGAGAGGCGAAGUGUGGGCGUCUUACUCAGGGAGUAGUGACCUGUAUAUUUGGAACACCAAAGACUUUACAAGCACACCUCAAAAGAUUCAUCUUCAAGAUUGCUCUGAGAUUACUUGCAUGAUAAGAGUUAAAAAUCAGAUGUGGGUUGGCAGCAGUGGAAGAUCACAAGGCAAAAGCAAAGGGAAGAUCUAUGUGAUCAGUGCCGAGAAGAAGACCGUGGAGAAGGAGUUGGUCGGGCAUGCCGACACAGUGAAGGCGCUGUGCUCGGCAGAGGACAGGUACGUCCUCAGCGGCUCUGGAAAGGAAGAAGGGAAGAUCGCCAUUUGGAAAGCUGAAUAG